AUGUUAUCUUGCAGGAUCAUAAAGGAAUCUAGAGUGCAUGGUGUAUUGGAGGAUAUACGGGAACAUGUUUUGUUGAACUUGCAUAGUAUAGAGAAGAAUCUCCAAAAUCGGAUGCUAGUAAAUUUUCAACCUGUAUUUGGCAAUUUUUUUUCCAUAUUUAACCUUUUCUUCCUGGAACCAACAUUCACUUUUCAGACUGAUUCUUCUGUUGAUGGAAGCUAUUCAAUUCCACUACUGUUUAAGAAGCUGCCGGAAAUAAAUCAGGAGGAUUCCCAGUGGACAGAUUGUGAAAUCAGGGAUGCUAUCAAUUCUAUAUAUCAAAACUUACAAAAGCUGGAUUCUUACAUAUCUGUUCUUGUUACCAACCACAGAAAACCAAGGAAAAUAACCCAAUAUUGGAUCGGCUAUACAUGUGGUGCAAUUGGUCUGUCUGCCUGUUCCAUUUGGCUCUUGCGACAUAGUAGUUUGAUGGGAAGUUCUGAUCUUGAUAAUUGGGUUCAAAAAGCAAAGGAUUCUACAGUUGGCUUUUAUAAGGAUCACGUGGAACAACCGGUACUGUUCUUGACUAAUACUAACUAUCAUGCAUUCCCCCCCCCUCGCGAAAAGUAG
Messenger RNA from Arachis ipaensis, 609 nucleotides. The record is from RefSeq and is a predicted model, not a curated record. NCBI's taxonomy places the organism in Eukaryota, Viridiplantae, Streptophyta, Magnoliopsida, Fabales, Fabaceae.